Danio aesculapii is the source of this 1005-nucleotide messenger RNA. RefSeq names its product ribonuclease H1 (gene rnaseh1). Gene Ontology annotation, biological process: DNA replication, removal of RNA primer. Gene Ontology annotation, molecular function: nucleic acid binding; RNA-DNA hybrid ribonuclease activity; magnesium ion binding. Lineage: Eukaryota; Metazoa; Chordata; Actinopteri; Cypriniformes; Danionidae. The transcript is spliced from 7 exons. The coding region runs from base 160 to 990 and encodes 276 amino acids. The record is from RefSeq and is a predicted model, not a curated record.
GGUGCACAGCACAUGCAAUCAGUGGAUGUUUCAGAAACGAAACUCAUAUCCACUAAAUCCUGGACGUCUCUGUCAGGUUGAUAUUAUAUUGGCUGACAUGAAAUCCCACUUACAAUCGAUGUUAUAAUGUUUCCUCUGCGCUGAGCAAGAGACCAAGUUAUGCUGAGAUUGCCUGGCUUUUUUAAUGUCGUACGCAGGACUCUAUGCAACGCCGCAGAAGACAUGGGCAAAAAAGGAAACUUUUUCUACGCUGUGAGGAAAGGAUUUAAACCUGGAGUGUAUCAAACAUGGGAGGAAUGUAAACAUCAAGUGGAUAAAUUUCCUUCUGCAAGUUUUAAGAAGUUUGCCUCGGAACAGGAUGCUUUGGACUUUGUGAGGAGCCAUUCCGGUGCAUCAUCUUCUGCGGGAGCAAAUGGAUGUGAAUUAGAGGUCCUGCCUCCUAGAAAUGUGCCUUGUUCCUCAAUGGCUGUGUCUUUUGGACGUAAAAGGACCCAUGAGGAGACUGAGGAUGAAAGACCGUCCUGUCCGAAACGAGUGAAGCUCAUUGAGGUCCCACAGCCAAAGACUGGAACAACCAGUAGUGAUGGAUUUACAUACAUGGGUGAUGCUGUAGUGGUGUACACUGAUGGCUGCUGCACAGGCAAUGGUAAACAUGGAGCACGUGCAGGAAUUGGUGUAUAUUGGGGCCGUGAUCAUCCACGUAAUGUGGCUGAGAGGCUUCCAGGUAGGCAGACCAACCAAAGAGCAGAAUUACAGGCUGCUUGCAAGGCACUUGAGCAAGCCAAAGAAAUGAGUUUUAAAAAGGUUGUGCUAUACACGGACAGCAAGUUCACUAUUAAUGGUGUCACAAGUUGGGUAAAGACCUGGAAGUUGAAUGGCUGGAGACUUAAAAGUGGUGGGGUCAUAAUCAACAAAGACGACUUCCAACAGCUGGACAAACUAAAUGCAGAACUUGAUGUUGUAUGGGUAGGUUUAUUUGACCAACUAUAGCUAGGUUUAUUUACU